Colletotrichum karsti is the source of this 798-nucleotide messenger RNA. RefSeq lists its product as uncharacterized. The record is from RefSeq and is a predicted model, not a curated record. NCBI's taxonomy places the organism in Eukaryota, Fungi, Ascomycota, Sordariomycetes, Glomerellales, Glomerellaceae. The coding region runs from base 1 to 798 and encodes 265 amino acids. The transcript has a single exon.
AUGGACGAAGAGCAGUCCCCGUUGAUGCGGAUUCCCGCUGAAAUCCGCUUGCUCAUUUACGGGUACCUUCUUGACGACGGGGGACAGAAGAGACUUGCGAUCCGGAACAAGGCGUUGCACCAGCUCUCUGGCAUCUCUUUGAGCGCAUACAGGCGUUCGCCAUACCGGGUGAUCGAGAGGUCCUUUCAUCGACAGUGUUUCGAGACCACGUACCACAUGGCGACGAAGACGAAGCUGCACCCGGCGAUCAUGGCCGUCAACCGCCAGAUCCAUCGCGAAACGAGCCAUGUGCUGUAUGGCACGCACAGCUUCGAUUUCAACGGCGACAUCGAAGCAGUCGUGCCCUUCCUCCGGGAUCUGACCCCGGCGUCCAGGGCUCUGAUACAAGAGAUCACGAUCCGGAAAGACGGACCCAUGUACUACUGCGAGAGCGACCGUUUGGAUUGGGUCAAUAUGUGCAAAUACUUGCGAGGGCUGGACAAGAUGAUACCGAAUUUGCGGGUUAUUGUCGAGGGCGGGAAGCCUUCAGAGGCGUGGGAAGGUGCGCAACGGCUCGAGGCGUCGGAUUUCCGGCUGCUUAGCCUCAUCAAGCACGAGAGCAUGGAAUGGAUUUCGGAGCUGCAGAAGAUCCAAGGUCUCGAGCAGCUGGAAAUCGUGCCGCACAUGCGCUACCUGCGGCGGCCGAGCACGACGACAACGCUGCUGUUCGCGGCCUUCUCCGCGUCCAUCGACACAGCGCUGGUCGACUAUCUGCGAGAAGACUGCCAGCUGCCCGCAAGGGCUGGACUCUUGGCUUAG